AUGUCCAGAGGCGACCCUCCAUCGCCUCCUCCUAAUCCGCCACCAAGCCCCUCAAUGGGUGCUGCGGAUCCCGAAGAUACAGAUUAUGCAUGGUAUAUAUUCCAACAUCUGCUCCUAGACCACAUAUUCGAACAAUACACAUAUCGUCUUCGACCGGAUUGCAGCAGUGUGGCGGAAUCUGACUAA
Molecule: messenger RNA, 186 nt
Organism: Glarea lozoyensis ATCC 20868
Lineage: Eukaryota; Fungi; Ascomycota; Leotiomycetes; Helotiales; Helotiaceae
Exons: 2
Coding region: 1-186 (61 amino acids)
Source: RefSeq, a predicted model, not a curated record